Messenger RNA from Pectinophora gossypiella (pink bollworm), 1968 nucleotides. RefSeq names its product transcription factor SPT20 homolog. NCBI's taxonomy places the organism in Eukaryota, Metazoa, Arthropoda, Insecta, Lepidoptera, Gelechiidae. The transcript has 6 exons. The record is from RefSeq and is a predicted model, not a curated record. The coding region runs from base 80 to 1642 and encodes 520 amino acids.
ACCGCGCUCAGGACCAUAUUUACGCACGGAUUGCGCGCAAGCGCACGAAUAGAUCUAAUAGUGACAGUAAACGUCCAAAAUGAAGUUAACGGUAGCGUUACUUCUGCUAGCUGCUGUAAGCCAGGCCGCAGAGGAGCAAUCAUCUUCUAGAAGUAGUGCACCUUCUAGAAGUAAACAGAAGACAACGCAGAGUAACACUGAGAAGCGAGCGCUGGUAGAAGGAAACGCGGGAGUAGAGAAAAGAACUCCUGCUGUUCCUAACGCACUGCCGUCUCCAACACCGGGCAUAGAGUACGCAGACUCCAAAGAACUUCACACCGACAAAUCUCCGCAACAACAAAUAUACGCAACACCAGUGCCGCAGCUAGCUAAGAUAUCCGACGUCUUGACAGGCCAGGGUCCACCAUUCCAAGCUGCCAUCGCCAGUCAUCUCUUCUCGCCUGUCUCCAUCUAUACGCCGCGGUUGGCUUCACCAACGUAUGAAAUUUCCGCACCAGUGCCUUCGCAACUCGCUUACUCGGAGAAGAUUACUUAUCGGCCGCAAACUCCUGAGCAGUUCACGCCACAAGUCUUCAAGAAGCCCAACUUCCCAAGGCCGACGUAUCCUCAACAGAUCCAGUAUCAACAAUUGCCUCAGCAACAACAAGUUUUGCAAUAUCAACCACCUCAGCAGCUGCCUCAACAGAUUGUUCAGUUCCAGCAACCUCAAAUAUUGCAACAGCAGCCUCAGGUUCUACCUCAGCAAUAUCAACAGUUACAACCAGUGUACAACCCUCAACCAGUUCAGUACCAGAAUCCUGUCCAGUACACUCAACAACCGAUUUAUAUUCCGCAACAAUUGCCUGCGCCCGCUCAACCCGGGAUCGUCUACGCUCAACAAGAACAAGUCAACCAGAAACCUAUUCAAAGAGAAUUGAAAACCGCUGAAACAGCUCAAAACAACCCACCUGAGAAACCUGAACAGAACUACAAUAAAGCUGCCCAAGGAGCAGUCAGCUACGCGAGUUUCUCAGUGGGGCCAGCUACACCAUCCCAGCAGAAAUAUCAACCUCAACCCCAGACAGAAGCACAAUACAGACCCCAACCACAGCUGCCGCAGCAACAACCACAACUCCAAACUCAACCCGAAAUUCAGUACCGGCAAUCUCUGCAACCACAAAUUCAGUAUCAACCCCAACCGCAAACCCAGACUGAACAAUACCGACCCCUACCACAGCAACAGAUCCAAUACCAACCACAAAUUCAACAAUACCAAACUCAAACCCCACAAAUACAGCAGAUACAAAACCAGCAGUACCAAAUUCAAAAGCAACCGCUGCCGCAAUUCACUCCUCAAUACCAAAAUUACCAGUACCAGUUGCAACCACAACACCAAUUUCAGAUCCAACCACAGAUAAUACAGAAAUUAGAACCGUCCCCGGUUAAUUCCGUGGCGGUACCAUCGAAGGCAGUAGCCGUGGGGUCGGAAAAACAGAUUUCCUAUUACAGACCCGACCCUGUGGUGUACCAACCGCAAGGUUACCAACAUAACUAUGCAUUCGAAAAUCAAUUUGCCACUCAAGCGUUAGCAGUACCAACUUUCCCGCCAGUUCAGUUCUUCGGAAAAUUUGCUCAAUCGAUUUUCAAGAACUACCAGCAAUAAAUUGUUAGUAAAAUUUUGAAUUGUUUAGGCAACGGUGACAUAAUUGGUAUGCCACAAUAUUGAAUCGCGCCUAUUAAUAAGCUAUUUUAAGUUAAAUAAAUUCUAAGAUGUUUGAAUGUAUGUUAGUGAAAAACUAUAGAAAUGUAUGAGUCAAUUUAUUAUAAGUACUUACCAACCAUUACAUUAUAACAUUUUCGUAUUUUCGCACGUUAUUUAUGAUUUUAUGUUUUAAGACCAUUAAGAUAGUAUUAUAGUAAAAUAAAGCAUAAUAAAAUACUGUACUUAAUCAAAUUAUCUGUAAUUUACUGUUCUUUAAAUAGUAUUAG